This is a messenger RNA of Aspergillus wentii DTO 134E9, 840 nucleotides long. RefSeq lists its product as uncharacterized. The annotation marks the transcript as partial. Lineage: Eukaryota; Fungi; Ascomycota; Eurotiomycetes; Eurotiales; Aspergillaceae. The transcript is spliced from 2 exons. The record is from RefSeq and is a predicted model, not a curated record.
CGCACAUCCGCUGUGACCUUGUUGUAGUAACAUUGAUUCCCCUUAUGCUGUCCACCACUAGCUUGUACCCUCAAUAUCUUUAACUGGAUCUCCGAACCAACGGGAAGAUAAACAUUUGCUAUUUAUGAAUUUGCAUAGAGCAUAGCAUCCCCCUUUACUAAAAUAGUAAGUCCAGUGCGAUCUAGUAUUAAUCCUAGUAUCACAUUGCCAGAAUAUUUCAAAUGAAUCAGCCCAUCUUGUAUUGCUAUCCCAAUUGGUGGCUCUCAUACCAACACAUCGCACGUCACAUUGAAACUUUCAAUUUUGCGUCUAACUUGGCAAUCAGUUCCCAUUACAUGCCAAAGGCAAACGCUCUCAUCGGUGCAGUCAUCAUUCUCAAACAACGAGAUGAUACACUGAGGCUCCACUGCUAUCUUCAAAUAACCAACGGCGCCCCCAUUCAGGAUAUUGUGGCGCUGACAGGAAACAGAUUCAUUCCCCGAAAAUAUCGUUGCUUGUCCGGAACACUGUUCAUUCUGGUACAAUGCAAACUUCCAGUGAAUAUCCUGCUCGGCGCUAGACUGGUGAUGCUGAGCGAAAGCAUUGGCAGUCUGCACGGCGAGGAUGCUGGCAAGGGUGAUACUGGUGUAAACCUUCAUCCUGGCCAUGGUACGGGAUUGUAUCCAAUGCAACUGCUGGGUCGGAUCUCGUUUAUCCACCUGUGGGCAUAGUUCCUCGGGAGGAGUAAGCUCAAUAUAUAGGGCCAACAAGCAUAAAUAUCAGCAUUAGUGCUUUCUCUUUUACGUUGGGCUCAUGAUCUAGUCUCUAGUCGUGGUGCGCCCCUAAAGAUGCGCCGUGGUC